AAGAUGUAACAACUUCCUAGAAUAAUGAAAGCAUUUGGGCUACACUAUAGUACAUGAAGCAGAGAACCAAAGCUGCUCUGCCAGUUCUCUUCCAUAUGAUGAGAACAGAGAAACUGCUUCCGCAUAUCAGACAAAAGGCCUGCCAAAGCAAAGGGUCUGCAGAGGCAGCUAUUCUGUCUCAAACAGGGCCAGCCCUAAGCAGGAGCACAGGGUAUAACAAAAAUAGGAUGAGUAUGUACUGUACUACAGAAUAAUUUCUCUUUCUGGUGCUUAAUCCUUAAGUCUUACCUCUCUCUUUUCCCAGGGCUGCCUGAUAUCAGUGUAGAGCAAGUGAGGUCCUUCUGUUGAAGAUAAGUGCUCAACAUUGAGUCAAACCAGUGUCAAAGGUAGUGCUGCCAAAGAGGUCAGGAAGUAUUUUUGUGUCCUGAAACUGAAACAAGGAAGAAUCUACAUGGCUGUUCUUCCAAACUGAGAACAGUCUAGUUGGAGGACUUGGAGGAAUUUUGGAGAUACAAGGCCAAAUCCCAGUACAUAUAUGAGAAAAGAAGCACAGUGGUGGAGGAGAAAGAGGCAUUUUCCCAGUUCAGCAAUCUAGGGUGAUACGAGUGGAGGAACAUCACCUUGCAGUGUAACCUGGUCUGAUCUGGAAGGACAGGAAAUCCACAGAGAGGAUCACUGCUGCUUUGUAUUGCAGUUCUGCAACUGGCAAUAAUCGCAGUGCCUUCUCUUCUGGCAGCAAGAGACUUGACAGCAUAGGUGUUAAAUGUGUUAGGUGCUGGUGCCUUGUUUUAAUGACUACUGUUAGCACAAGAGUUUGGUGCCCAAAAGUAACAUGGGCACUUACUUGCUUUUGGAAGCUCUUGAGCUUUUUCUCUCCCUCAAGUCUGAUGUUAAUGUGUCGUAUAUUCAUGACAUACAUUACUGCGAGACUUCUGAAAGAUUGUUUAAAAAUGGGAAUGGGUUAGCGCAGAGGCAGCUCCUCUUAGAGAUACACUAUCGUGCACAUCAAAAGAGCACAGAUGAGAAUAUACGAGAGACUGUAAAAGCCCUCAGCUGGGAGGAGUUAGAUAAUAAUCUGCCUACGUUAAACCUUUUCCAGAAUGCAUGAGUCUGAGAGAUAAAGGGAGCUAUAAAGGGUGAAGCAGCGAGCAGGGCACCAGACCAACUGCCCGCAGUACCUGAAAGGUCGUAGCCCAGGCUUGAAGAGGUGCUUUUAGAAGGAAUCGGUAUGGACCCUGAAGAGUACAGACGGAGAGGGAAAGAGAUGGUGGAUUACAUUUGCCAGUACCUGAGCAAUGUGAGAGAGAGACGGGUGACUCCUGAUGUGCAGCCAGGUUACAUGAGAGCCCAUUUGCCGGAUUCUGCCCCAAUGGACCCAGACAGCUGGGACAACAUCUUUGGAGAUAUAGAGAAGGUUAUUAUGCCCGGGGUAGUCCAUUGGCAAAGUCCACACAUGCAUGCCUACUUUCCAGCUCUUACUUCCUGGCCUUCGCUCCUUGGAGAUAUGUUAGCUGAUGCAAUUAACUGCUUGGGAUUCACAUGGGCCUCCAGUCCAGCCUGUACAGAACUGGAAAUGAAUGUGAUGGAUUGGUUGGCUAAAAUGUUGGGCCUUCCGGAUAAGUUCCUGCACCACCAUCCUGACAGUGUGGGUGGAGGAGUGUUACAGAGCACUGUGAGUGAAUCAACCUUGGUUGCACUGCUAGCAGCAAGGAAAAACAGAAUUCUGGAGAUGAAGGUUUCUGAGCCAGACACUGAUGAGUCCUCACUCAAUUCUCGCCUCAUCGCUUAUGCGUCUGAUCAAGCACAUUCUUCUGUAGAAAAGGCUGGCUUGAUUUCUCUUGUGAAGAUGAAAUUUCUACCUGUGGAUGAGAACUUUUCCCUCAGAGGUGAAACUUUGAAGAAAGCCAUUGCAGAAGACAGAAAGAAGGGCCUGGUGCCAGUCUUUGUUUGCGCAACGCUGGGUACAACUGGUGUCUGUGCUUUUGACAAUCUCUCAGAACUGGGUCCAAUUUGUGAUGCUGAGGGACUCUGGCUUCAUAUUGAUGCUGCGUAUGCAGGAACAGCAUUUGUAUGUCCUGAAUUCCGAUUGUUCUUGAAUGGAAUCGAAUAUGCAGAUUCCUUUACUUUCAACCCGUCUAAAUGGAUGAUGGUUCAUUUUGACUGCACUGGAUUUUGGGUCAAGGAUAAAUGCAAGUUACAUCAGACCUUCAGUGUUAACCCUCUCUACCUCAGACAUCCGAACUCAGGAGCUGCUGUUGAUUUCAUGCACUGGCAAAUUCCACUGAGUCGUCGAUUUCGUUCUUUGAAGCUGUGGUUUGUGAUUCGUUCAUUUGGAGUGAAAAAGCUUCAAGAUCAUGUCCGACAUGGUACUGAAACAGCCAAGUUCUUUGAAUCCUUGGUUAAAAGUGAUCCACUCUUUGAAAUUCCUGCCAAAAGACAUCUUGGACUGGUUGUAUUUCGAAUAAAGGGUCCCAAUUGGCUCACAGAAAAACUCCUGAAAGAACUAAGCAAUUCUGGCAGGGUCUUCCUUAUUCCAGCAACCAUUCGUGACAAGUUCAUCAUUCGGUUUACUGUAACAUCUCAGUUCACAACCAGGGAAGAUAUUCUGCAAGACUGGAACAUCAUUCAACACGCUGCAGCCCGGAUUGUUAGCCAGAAUUGUGGGUUGCAUUGCAUCAGUUCUGGUGAUGGGCCAGGAAUCCCUAAUACGAUAGUUGAGCCUAGUUCAGAUGCCAUUAGUAAUGCUUCUCAGCUUUCCCCAGAUGGAGGAAAAUACAAAACACCUUCCAGAAAAAUAGUAGUUCAGCCUAAGAAGCUAGCAGCAAGUCCCAGUACGUGUGCGAUUAGUCAAGGGGAUCUUCUAGAUGACUGUUUUCCAGAAGAUGCCCAGGAUGUUACCAAACAUAAGUUAACAUCUUUUUUAUUCAGUUAUUUAUCUGUUCAAGGCAAGAAAAAGACAGCACGUUCCCUUAGCUGCAACAGUGUGCCAGUGACUGGUGGUCUUGAGCCAUGUAACCCCAAAGCAGCAGCCACUGACAAGAAGGAGUCUCAUGAAAAUACCAGAAUUCUUUCCAGGCUGCCUGAAGAGGUGAUGAUGUUCAAAAAAAGUGCCUUCAAAAAACUAAUUAAGUUCUACAGUGUUCCAAGCUUUCCAGAGUGUAGCAUUCAGUGUGGCCUUCAGCUGCCUUGUUGUCCUUUGCAAGCCAUUGUUUAACAAGUGAAAGAGAUUGGUCCUUAAGAUUACUCCAGGUAGAAAGGGAACCAAAGUUUGCUUAUUCAUAUGCAAUACUACAUGUUAUUUUGUUCAAUAUGUAAGCAUCGGCAGUGACCAUUGAGAAAAUCCCUGUGCUUUUACUGGUGGAAACCUCGUGUAUCUAUAGAUUGUCAAAUAAAACUUGUAGGCAUAUAAUAAUAAAACUCUCUGGUUUGUAGACUGUGGUAAAGAAAAUGCCAGUUUCUGCCUUACCAGUCCUGGUAAUGGACACUUUCUAGCUGGCAGGCUAGAACCAUUCUAACCAAAUAUGCUGGCUUCAGUAGGGGGUAAACUAUGCAGUCCUAUAUUUACACUUUAUAUACCUUGACUUAAACCACUGAGAGGCUCUGUGUGUGCAGACAAUGCCAGCAUCAGUUCUGAACUGUGCAAAAUGAAGGGUGCAACCUCUCAAUGAGGUUUUGCUGUAUUAGGGCAAUUUUAAAACAUGCCAAGUUUAAAAACGGAGCAGCCAUGCCAUCCUCUCUGCUGAUCAGUGACAGUGCACUGGUGUGCAAGAGCAGGGGCCUUUGCUAAGCACCUGUGGCCUUUCUCAGCAUUACCUAAAGGCUGUAAAACACAAGUGCAUGAGGAAAGAGAACAGGAAUGAUCUUUCACCCUUUCUCAUAACAGAAGAAUUAAGGGGCAUUACAGAAGGGGUCUCUAUGCAGCAAACAAACAUUGCCACAACAGGCCAAUGAUUUACAUAUGUUUCAAGAGUAAUUAAAAAUGGGGGCAGAAAAAUCUGUGGAGGGCAAUUUUAUACUGUUAAAUCAAGAAGCAUGAUGAUCAUUAGGAGGUUAUCCUGGGAAAGCACUGCUGAGUGCUUGCUGCCUUUGUAGUUGUUCCCAGACACCUACAAUCACCCCAUCUUGAAGGCAGCAUACUCAGCCAGAUAGUUUCAGUCUGACCCAGUACAACUAUGCUCAAAUUAUAUAAGCAGUACAUCUGGUUAGUCAAAACAAUUUCCAUACCCUUAAACAACACCACCUGAACUCACAGUGGGGUAUACUGAGGCAUGUGUUACAAGGAGCAGUAAAAUUUAGUUUGCUAAAUUUUUUCUAGUAAGAACAAAUUUAUUUCAUUCCAUUCCAUAAUCUUGCCUUUUUUUUAAAUGCUAGGGAAAUUUAAGCCUCACUUUUUUAUUAAGUGUCUGGCCUGACAUUACUCUCUUUGCGCCCAAAGGAAAAUACAUCUUAGUUCUUAUAAACUGUUUUCAUUCUGUGUAUGUAGUAUUUGGUGCAUGAAAAAUAAGAGGACAUCUCUGCUGCAAUGGAGAAAAGUUAAUGUAAGCAUCUAAUGCAGACUUUUUUCAAUUAGUUAAUUUAGACAACUGUAAGUUUAAUGGUCUUUUAUAAUGGGUUUUGUGUUUUUGACUGAGGUAUAUAAUUCUUACUAGUGCAGUGGAUCUCCCUUUAAUAUAAAUUAUUUGUAUAAAGAUGUGACAUUGUACCCACUUUCACAUAUUUAGGUGCACAGUAUUAACAUUCACAGCAUUAACAAUACUUCUAUACACAGAGGAAGGUAGACAAGAUUCAAAGCAUGAACGAGGGAAGAAGCCAGGCUAAGAUACAAAUAGCAUUGGUGAAGUUCUGUUUUAUUAAAACAAUCUCACAUUCACACUUUAUUUCAGACACUGAUAGUUGCUAAUAUUAAUGAACUAAAAUAUUUCCUGGCAAAGUUACAAUAACAGAUACUUUAAAAACUGAGUAUUAUA
Molecule: messenger RNA, 4967 nt
Organism: Pezoporus flaviventris
Lineage: Eukaryota; Metazoa; Chordata; Aves; Psittaciformes; Psittacidae
Gene: HDC
Product: histidine decarboxylase
Exons: 12
Coding region: 1229-3214 (661 amino acids)
Biological process (GO): histamine biosynthetic process; L-histidine catabolic process
Molecular function (GO): pyridoxal phosphate binding; histidine decarboxylase activity
Source: RefSeq, a predicted model, not a curated record